This is a messenger RNA of Pelagomonas calceolata, 1480 nucleotides long. NCBI's taxonomy places the organism in Eukaryota, Pelagophyceae, Pelagomonadales, Pelagomonadaceae. The record is from the annotation of a GenBank genome assembly.
UAGAAACCUACAAAAUUUCAUGAAUGCAGCUGGCCUCGCGGCGCACGGCCGUUAGAACUUGCUGUAGCACCGCAUGCGUCGUCGCCGCGGCCGCAGCGGUCGCAUGCGGGCAGCCCUUUGCAUCGUGCUAGCCGCCGCGCAACCUCCCGAGAGCGUCCUGCGCAAGCGCGUCGCGGCGGAGUACGUCUACGUCUACGAGAAUGGGGGUGGGCAACGGACGAAUGGACCCCCUGAUAAGUGGCCCGGCCAGUGCAAGGCGCCGUGGCUCAUGACGGAAGAGCUCGCCGUCUGCUGUGCGGGGCGAUGUGCCGAGUUCUGCCACGAGCCAUGUACGGGGAUAGGCGGGUUCCACGUCUCGAACCCUCCCUCGUUGUUCGACGGGUGCUGCGCGAAUCAUGUGGUGGAGAGUGGAAGAGUGUGUGGCGAGUCGGAGCCGCCGUGUUACACGACCGCGCCCCUCACCAAAGAGGCUAAAACUUCUACGAUUGCGCACGUGGCCAUCGCCGCGGGGCGGACCCACGCCCUUGGAUUGGUCGCCGCUGCUAGAUCGGUGGUCGACGCUUCUGCGGAACCGAAGAACCUCCGCCUCUACCUCGCCACCGAUUUAGUAGAAGGUUCUAGAGCGCGCAGCGUCCUGGAGCAGUCCUUGAAAUGCGCUCUACCGAAUGUACGCUACGAACUCGCGCUGGUCGAUGCCUCUAUCCUCGCGAGACAUAGUGAUGUGGUCGCGAAAGUGCUCGGCCACGACCGCAAGGAGCCCAUGAGCGAGACCUCUCGACGGUUAAGAUCAUCACCGGUGAACUACGCGCGCUUCUUCCUCGAGGAGCUCUUUCCCUCGCUGAGUGGGAAGAAGGUCGCGUACCUCGACCCUGAUGUUUCUGUGUUUGGUGAUGUUGCUCAUUUGAUCGACGAAGCCUUCACGGGCGAAGCUGUGUUGUCUGAGCACGACCGGAAGGCUCGUAGAACAGAGAAACGGCCACGACCCGCCCUAGCGGCCACCACAAAAACGAAGCACAAUCGUAUUUUAUCAGCCUUUUAUCAAUCGAGGCACAAUGAGGAGAGAAAAAUCGCGGAGUUCAACGCCGGCGUUGCGGUCUAUGAUCUUGCCGAGUGGAAGCGCCAGAAACUGACGAGGGAGGUGGAGGCGUGGAUUAGGGCCUCCUUCGAAGGGAACAGUACCUUGAGCGACCAUCCCACACAAACACCUUUAACAUUAGCGGUGGCGUCGAACUACUAUCCCAUUGACGUCAGCUGGAAUUGCCCGAUCCACGGCGGCCGGAGCGGGACCGCCAUGCACGCGGAUCCGGUAUGCCUUUCUCGACCGAAGAUCCGCCACUUUACCGGUACUAGAAAACCGUGGUACCCGCUGGGGCGGCUGCGGUUCCUGUGGCUGCCCCACGUGAGGCCUCUUCGGUCUUGUCUUGUGGAUUUGUCGAAUCUGACGGGGGGAGGACCGAUCCUGUAAUUGUUACAACACUUA